Nakaseomyces glabratus is the source of this 1005-nucleotide messenger RNA. It is a transcript of the gene IPI1, whose product is annotated as Ipi1p. NCBI's taxonomy places the organism in Eukaryota, Fungi, Ascomycota, Saccharomycetes, Saccharomycetales, Saccharomycetaceae. The record is from RefSeq and is a predicted model, not a curated record. Gene Ontology annotation, cellular component: nucleus. Gene Ontology annotation, biological process: rRNA processing.
AUGACAAAGUCUAAGAAACAAAAACAAAAGAAGAAGGAUUUUUUGAAGAAGAAGCUUAAAGUUGGUAAACCCACUGGUAAGCCUAGUAAUAGUACAGACACUUCUUUUACUGCUAGGACUUUAUCGGUUAGAAGUCAACUGGUGAAUAAUGCUGGCGACGAUCUGCGAAAGAGAUUACCGCUGCUGAAACAUCAUAACGAUAAAGUACGUAAGGAAACAUUGGGAAUAUAUAUAAAAGCAAUUCCGAAGAUAAUUAGUACACAGCUAAUGACACCGUUAAUUUCCCAAACUUCGCAACUUAUAUGUGAUGACUCAAAGGACGUUAGAGAGCAAUUGCUGGAACUGUUUGAUGAGGUAGGAAAACAUGAUGAACAAGUGCUCAAGUUACAUUGCAGAUCAUUAGUGCUGUAUAUAAACAUGGGUAUGACUCAUAUUUUGCCGAGAGUGCAGGCAGAUUCAACAAAAUUUCUAGGUUGUCUUUUGAAAUACUGUGGCCAAGAGUUUUGCGAUCAGGCUUGGAAUAAGUUAAUGGCUGGUAUAUUCAGAGUGCUAUCAUGGGAAACUCAGCACAGCAAGAACUCCAACCAAGCUGCUGGAGCAAUGCAAACCAGUAAAAGAGACAACAAGUUUCAAGCUGCCCACCUUUCCACACUAUAUGCGUUGCUUGAGUGUGGUUGUAAAGAACCAACAGUGGAGACAACAGAUGAAGACACAACGAGCAAUAUUCAAAAUUUUGAGGAGGUACAAUAUAUGACACCUAGUUUCCCACAAGCAUAUGGCUACCUAAAACUUUUCGAUAAGCAACUGAAGUCUUCCUCCAGCAAUAAAGAUAACUCUUCAGUUAGUAGUUCAGAUGCCUUAGAUGUUGAAUCUAGGAUAAGAAAUGUAGAGAACGUCUACUUACCUACUAUGAAGAAGCAAAUAGAGCAAAUUAUACAAGAAGGCGGAGAGGCUGGAAAAAACGCUAACAAUAUAAAGAAACUGAUAAGCGAGAUCUUUUCCUAG